CACACCGUCUCUACCGGGGAUACACCGUCUCUACCGGGGAUACAGCGUCUUUACCGGGCACACGGCGUCUCUACCGGGGACACAGCGUCUCUGUCCAGAUGUGGAUCCAACCGGAAGAGGUGCUGCUUGCCGGGGCUCUCUGGGUGUCUGAACGGGCCAAUCCGUUCUUCAUCCUGCAGAGGAGGCGGGGCCACGGUCGCGGGGGGGGGCUGUCCGGUCUCCUUGUGGGGACUCUGGAUGUGGUCUUGGACUCCAGUGCCAGAGUUGCUCCGUACAGGAUUCUGCUGCAGACGGCCGACUCUCAGAUCUACUGGAACAUCGCCUGUGGCUCCAACAGGAAGGAGAUCACGGAGCUCUGGGAUUGGCUGGAGUCCAACCUGCUGCAGACCAUCUCCAUCUUCGACAGCGAUGAAGACGUCACGACCUUCGUCAAAGGGAAGAUCUGCGGCCUCAUCGCGGAGGAGAAGCGGCUGCAGCCGGGGGAGGAGCCGGAGGACUGCGGGAAGUUCCGUGAGGCGGAGCUGAAGAUGAGACGCUUGUUCCGGAUGCCUGAAGAAGAGAAGCUGGUGAAUUAUUACUCGUGCAGCUACUGGAAGGGACGAGUGCCGCGGCAGGGAUGGCUCUACCUGUCCGUCAACCACCUCUGCUUCUACUCAUUCCUAUUGGGCAAGGAAGUGACUCUGGUGGUGCAGUGGACGGAGGUGACCCAGCUGGAGAAGAACGCCACGCUGGUGUUCCCGGAGAGCGUCCGUGUCAGCACGCGUCACGAGGAGCAUUUCUUCUCCAUGUUCCUGAACAUCAACGACACGUUCAAGCUGAUGGAGCAGCUCGCUAACAUCGCCAUGCGCCAGCUGCUCGACAACGAGGCGUUCGCCGCCGACCGCUCGCUGCCCAAACCCUGCAAGACGCUCAGGAACGUCUCUGCACUCAAGAGGGACUUGGACGCGCGGGCGAAGAACGAGCGUUACCGGACGAUGUUCCGCCUGACGCAGGACGAGCGUCUGGACGGACACACGGACUGCACGCUGUGGACGCCGUUCGCUAAGAUGCACGUCGUGGGUCAGCUGUUCAUCUCCAACAACUACGUCUGCUUCAACAGCAGAGAAGAAGAACUGUGUCAGCUGAUCAUCCCGCUCAGAGAGGUGUCCAUCGUGGAGAAGGCGGACAGCAGCAGCGUCCUGCCGUGUCCCGUCUCCAUCAGCACCAAGAACAAGAUGACCUUCCUGUUCGCCAACCUCAAAGACCGGGACUUCCUGGUGCAGCGGAUCUCUGACUUCCUGCAGAGGACGCCUGACAGUUGCUGGGGCGACACCAACCCGCUGUCUCUGAUUGGCUCCUCGGUGCGUAGCCCAGGUGGAGUAGGCGUGUCUCCGCCCGUUUCCUCCGUCUGAUGUUUGUUUUGUGUUCAGGCGCCGACGGACUCCGCCAGCAGGGGGCGACAUUACCACGCCGGCCUCCCCACCGCCAGCCGGGCGCUGCUGCAGCUCUACCAGCACGACUCAGAGGAGGACCUGGGCCCCCGAGCUAUGAAGGAGAAGAUGAAGGAGGAGGCGUGGAACAUCCAUUUCUCAGAGUUCGGUCGAGGUGUGUGUAUGUACCGGACCUCCAGAACCAGAGAGCUGAUCCUGAACGGGAUCCCAGAGAGCCUGCGAGGGGAGCUGUGGCUGCUGUUCUCUGGAGCACAGAACGAGAUGGCGUCCCACCCUGGUUACUAUGGCGACCUGGUAGAGCAGGCCAUGGGGCUGUGCUCAUUGGCUACCGAGGAGAUCGAGCGUGACCUCCACCGCUCGAUGCCCGAACACCGAGCCUUCCAGAACGAGACGGGCAUCGCUGCUCUGCGCCGGGUCCUCACCGCCUACGCUCACCGCAACCCGGGCAUCGGGUACUGCCAGGCGAUGAACAUCGUGACCUCGGUGCUGCUGCUCUAUUCUACGGAGGAGGAAGCGUUCUGGCUGCUGGUGGCGCUGUGUGAGCGCAUGCUGCCCGACUACUACAACACCAGGGUCGUAGGGGCUCUGGUGGACCAGGGUGUGUUCGAGGACCUGACCCGGGCCUUCCUGCCCCUGCUCUAUGAACACAUGCAGGAGCUGGGAGUGAUCUCCACCAUCAGCCUGUCCUGGUUCCUCACGCUCUUCCUCUCCGUCAUGCCCUUCGACUCCGCCGUGCUGCUGGUCGACUGCUUCUUCUACGAGGGCAUCAAGGUCAUCUUCCAGGUGGCGCUGGCCGUGCUCCAUGACAACAUGGACGCUCUGCUGUCCUGCAGAGACGAAGGAGAAGCCAUGACCAUCCUCGGCAGGUAUCUGGAUAACGUAGUGAACAAGCAGACCGUGGCUCCUCCGAUCCCUCACCUUCACGCUCUGCUGACGAGCGGCGACGACCCGCCACCGGAGAUCGACGUGUUUGACCUCAUCAAGUCGUCCUACGAGAAGUUCGGCAGCUUGCGCUCUGAUGUCAUCGAGCAGAUGAGGUUCAAGCAGAGGUUAAAGGUCAUCCAGUCUCUGGAGGACACGGCCAAAAGGAGUGUGGUGAGGGCGAUGAUGACGGAGUCCGCGUUCACCAUCGAGGAGCUGGAGGAGCUGUACUGUCUCUUUAAGGCGCAGCAUGUGACCAGCUGUUACUGGGGCUCCAGCAGCUCGGCGGCGGAGCGUCACGACCCGAGCCUGCCGUACCUGGAGCAGUACCGGAUCGACCCGGUCCAGUUCACCCAGCUGUUCACCGCGCUCGCCCCCUGGCUCUGCGGAGGCCACACCCCCUCGCUGGCCGCACGCCUCUUCAGGAUCCUGGACCAGAACCAGGACGGGCUGGUCAACUUCAAAGAGUUCAUCACCGGGCUCAGUGGGAUGUAUCACGGAGACAUGACGGAGAAACUCAAACUGCUGUUCAAGCUCCACCUGCCACCAGCUUUGUGUCCCGAAGAGGCCGAAUCUGCUCUGGAGGCUACACACUUCUUUACUGACGACACGACACAAGAAUCUUCCUUCCUGUCUAAUCCGGACAUUUUGGGGCAGCAGGAAGUGACAUCAGGUGAGGAUGGAGGCGGAGACAGUGAGGAGAAGAAAGAGGAGAAGGUGAAGGACUACAGGUACUAUCUGAGGAUGUGGGCCAAAGAGAAGGAACCCAAGAGAGAGACCAUCAAAGACCUGCCCAGGAUGAACCAGGAGCAGUUCAUAGAGCUGUGUAAGACGCUGUACAACAUGUUCAGUGAGGAGCAGCAGGAGCAGCAGCUGUAUCACUCCAUCGCCACCGUGGCCAGUCUGCUGCUGCGGAUCGGAGAGGUCGGCAAGAAGUUCAACAACGGCUGCAAGAAGACGGACAGCGGCCAGGCCCCGCCCCCCGGACAGGCCCCGCCCCCUACACAGGUCCCGCCCACCGCCCCGGCGGAGCAGGAGGGGGGGGGCGAGGGAGCGUCGGGGGAGUCCCAGGUGUGCCGGGCGCUGGCCGACGCCCAGCUGGAGCCGGACGAGGAGGCCAGAGACGACCUGUCAGUGUCGUCGUACUCGGUGGUGAGCUCCGGCUCGCUGCAGUGCGAGGACAUCGCCGACGACACCGUGCUGAUUGGAGGCGGCGAGCAGAGGCGGGGCAGCGUGCUGGAUGCCGAUUGGUCGAUCACCUUUGAGCAGGUUCUGGCGUCGCUGCUGACCGAGCCGCCGCUCGUCGACUACUUUGAGAAAAAGAGGGACAUCGAGGCCAAGAUGGCCGCCUGUAAGGCUCAGCGGGUGGUGGAGCGUCAGAUUAGCUCCGCCUCCGACCACGAAGUCACCCAGCACUCCGUCUGAGUGACCUUUGACCUGCAGCUGUCCUCGCGUCUCCUCGAGUCCGUCAGCUGGAGCGGUGACAGAACUACAGAAGCCUCAAAGUCCAAAAAGAUGUUUUAUUAAACAAAAACCUGAGAAUCAUUUCUGUUUCUGCUCCGAGGAGACGAAGAAGAAGAAGAAGAAGAAGAAGAAGAAGAAGAAGAAGAAGAAGAAGAAGAAGGAGAAGGAGAAGAAGGAGAAGGACACGAAGAAGAAGAAGGAGAAGAAGAAGAAGGUCCACGUCUGCAACAACAAAUUAAUAAAUCAUUAAUCGUUAUAUUCAUUAAUAAUUAAAUAUUAAUUAUUACAUUUUGUUGUUUUUGUUGGAAAUCUUCUUUCAGAAUCAUUUCAAGAAAAAAACGUUUGAGUUACAGAACGACUGAAAUAUUAAUGUUGAUGACAUCAUCACCUCAUGUUGAUGACAUCAUCACGUCUGUCUCUUUUAUUCGGAUGUCACUGAAGCCUUGUUUUGUUUUCUCUGCUGCCUGAUGCUGAUGACAUCAUUCCUGUUUGAUGACAUCAUUCCUGUUUGAUGACAUCAUUCCCGUCUGAUGACAUCAGAGGUUUUUAUUUUCUCUGUCGUAUUUUAAUCU
This is a messenger RNA of Scomber japonicus (chub mackerel), 4387 nucleotides long. Its product is annotated as TBC1 domain family member 9B. NCBI's taxonomy places the organism in Eukaryota, Metazoa, Chordata, Actinopteri, Scombriformes, Scombridae. The record is from RefSeq and is a predicted model, not a curated record. Gene Ontology annotation, molecular function: calcium ion binding.